AGCUCUCUUCUGAUUGGUUGUUCCUUGUUUCCGGGGCUCUGAUGUGAACUCACUGACGUUUCUGCCGAGAGACAGACUGGAGAGAAUGGCUGCCAGUGGAGAGGUAGGGAAGCUGUUACAAGUACAGAACGGGACACCUCCAGCCUCAAACUUCAACGGGGUCGAUGCUGUGCAUGCCUGCAACAUUCUUCAGCAGCUCAAAGCUUUGUAUGAUGAAGCACAGCUAACAGACAUUGUUGUGGAAGUGGAUCAUGGCAAGACUUUCUCAUGUCACCGAAACGUUCUUGCAGCAAUCAGCCCAUACUUUAGGUCCAUGUUCACUAGUGGCCUUACGGAGAGCAGUCAGCGUGAGGUCAGAAUUGUCGGAGUUGAGUCUGAAUCCAUGCACCUCGUCCUAGACUAUGCUUAUACAUCCAAGGUCACACUCUCCGAGUCCAACGUCCAGGCCCUGUUCACGGCAGCCAGCAUUUUCCAGAUUCCUGCUCUGCAGGAUCAGUGUGCCCAGUUCAUGAUCAGCCGGCUUGACCCUCAGAACUGCAUAGGGGUCUUUAUGUUUGCUGAUGCCUACGGGCAUCAGGAACUGAGGGAGCGCUCGCAGGAUUACAUCCGCAAGAAGUUCUUGUGUGUAUCAAGAGAGCAGGAGUUUCUCCAGAUGACCAAGGAGCAGCUGGUCAGCAUUUUGAACAGCGAUGACCUAAAUGUGGAGAAAGAAGAGCAUGUCUAUGAGAGUAUUGUCCGCUGGCUAGAGCAUGAUCGACCGGGCCGUGAAACUAACCUGGUUGAGGUGUUUUCCCAGUGCAUCCGUCUGCCGUUGCUGGAUGAGGCCUUUCUCAAUCUGAUACCUGCCCCAUUUGCUUGUGCCAUGGCUCUUUCUAAAGACCCCACUGAGGUCAAAGCUCGCCUCACUGGCACAAACGGUUGUCCACAGCGCCUGGGCAUGACUGCUUCUGAGAUGGUGAUCUGCUUUGAUGCUGCUCAUAAACACUCAGGUAAAAAGCAGACGGUGCCUUGUCUAGACACAGCAACAGGAAGGGUGUUCAAGCUCUGCAAACCACCUAAUGACCUCAGAGAGGUCGGUAUCCUUGUGUCGUCAGAGAAUGACAUCUACAUCGCUGGUGGGUACCGGCCGAGCAACAGCGAGGUGUGCAUCGACCAUCGAGCAGAGAGCGACUUCUGGCAGUACGAGCACGCGGGCAAUCGGUGGCUUCCACGUGCACCGCUGCUCAGAGCAAGAAUAGGAUGCAGACUUGUUCACUGUUGUGGAAAGCUUUUUGCACUAGGAGGUCGAGUUUAUGAAGGGGACGGACGAAAUGCAUUAAAAUCUGUUGAGUGUUAUGAUGCCAGGGACAACUGUUGGACAGCAGUCAGUCCAAUGCCAGUUGCUAUGGAGUUUCAUAGUGCCGUGGAGUAUAAAGAUCGCAUCUACGUCAUCCAAGGUGAAUAUUUUUUCUGCUAUGAUCCCCGCAAGGAUUAUUGGAGUCAUCUGGUCCCGAUGAGUGUCCCUCGAAGUCAGGGUCUGGCUGCCUUGUAUAAAAACUGCAUCUACUACAUUGCUGGCAUCUGCAGGAACCACCAGCGCACCUUCACCGUGGAGGUCUACGACAUUGAGAGGAACACGUGGAGCCGGAAGAGAGAUCUGCCCUUUGAACAAGCCACAAGCCCGUAUAUCAAGGCCAUGCUGCUGCAAGGGAAGCUACACCUGUUUGUUCGUGCCACACAGGUCAUGGUGGAGGAGCAUGUGUUCCGCACCAGCCGCAAGAACUCCCUUUACCAGUAUGACGACGAGGCAGAAGUCUGGACCAAAGUCUAUGAGACCCCCGAUCGCCUCUGGGAUUUGGGUCGCCAUUUUGAAUGUGUGGUGGCCAAACUUUACCCACAAUGUCUCCAGAAAGUGCUUUGAGCUAAGUGAUAUUUGUGAACCCAAUCUAUUAGGUGAGGGAAGCGUUGUUGUCCUGCCUGCCUUGUGCCUGGUGUUACACCAUAUGGACCAUUUCUUUUAAGUCUUAAGUUGUUCAAACUUUGGUUCAACAUGAUCAAAAUGGGGGUGCUUAUAAAGAUUGCAGUAUUUUAUUUUUAUUUUUUUAGAUGGCACCAACUACCCACACUGAAGUGUGUUUAACAGAACCGUACAGCAAAUCAUAAGUGCAAUUAUCCUAUUUUUGCUUGUUUUUGAGCCAUGUUCUGUUUUAUGUUUGAAAUGCAGAAAAUGAUAUUGAUUUUUACAAACAUCAGGCAUGAGAAGUAGGGUGUCUGCUGACUUCAGACUCUCCCUAGAAACCUGGAUGAUAUGUGUCACCAUAGAGUAAGAUUCUCUUUAUAUAAAUAACUAUAUAAACUAUAUAUUCAUACGGGUAAGGUGAGUAACAUAGCUUAUUAGUAGGUUGCUAGCUCUAAGGUUUGCAUUUUAUUUUUUUCUUCUAUGUUUGUGCUUCCCUUCAGUUUAUUUAGUAGUUUUAAAACGAUGCGUGCUUCGUAAUAACAUAGUGUUUUAAAGGAUGAAAGCAUGAGUGAUAUUUUUUCCCCUCCCCUUCUUCCUCAAAUGUGUUGUUAAACCACACACACACUAAGUGUGACAUAGCUAUUUAAGUUCGGGGUUUCUAGUUGAAUGGGGCUCCCGCACCUCACCGUUCUCGAGUCAGCAUCCAUUUCGUGUCAUAUGCAAAAGAUAAUUUAACUGAAAUCUUAUAAAUAUUCACUCUCCACAUUGGAGAAAUAAUGAAACAGUCAAAUUUGUGCUAACGCUAAGUGACAAGUUCAGACCAACUAACAGGUUUACCUCAAAAACUUCCGAUGUUUUAGACUUGGAGCAAAGGGACAUUUAAGACCAUUGUGUUGAUGAAGCAGCUGUGUGAAAAGAUCCUUUCAGUGUUGAGAUGUGAGGUUGAGACUUUUGGCAUCAGACUGGUCGAUUGAAAAGUUGUAUUUGAUAAAAUGCCAAAAAAUUUGUUUUAGUUGUGGACGUUGAAACUAAUGUGGUAGCAAUAAAUCAAGGAACUGUGAUUAGGCUAUAUUGGUAUACUUUAGUAUAAGUGCAUUAAUGUUUUUUUGUUUGCUCGUCUCUGCUAGUGGAGAGAAGAUGAUAGUACCAGUAAUGAUUGCUGGGUUGUUGCAUGGGUGCAGGCUUGACAUGAUGUGUAAUUCAGUGCAUAAUAUUUGUGUGUGUGUGUGUGUGUGUGUGUGUGUGAGUCAUGCCAAUGUGCCUGUGGCUAAUAAGGACAGUGUAUGGUGGGGGGUUCAGUUAAAAACUGCAUCACUUGAUUAAUUCCUGAAACGUCAACUCAGCAUUGCACUGAAUCUCUAUCCACUUCAGAAGUCGUUAACUGCAAACUUUACGAAGCACCCUCUCCGACUAGACCUGCAUGAGGGUUUCACUUUGUGCUAUUUCAUCUAACAGCCAUGGAUUUUGUCUUUUUAUGCCAUCACAUGGACACAGAACUGUUGGUGCUGCUUUUUUUUUUUUUGACAAUCUUGUGUAAAAACCGCCACUGAGUGGUACCUCCCUCCUGUCAUAGUGAUGUUCUCAGUGGUACCAGUUCAUGCAGGUGCCCGUGUUGCGCUGCACAUUUCCUGUUUGUCCAAACAAACGGAGAGCGCCCUCUCUUUUUCCCAUCACAGGGUUUCAUCUGACAGGUUUACAUGGAAAGACUUGAGGAUUAAAUUUACUUCUCCAAGAGAAGAUCCACUGUUGAAAAACUAGAUGCUGAUUCCAAUCAACAUGUGUUGAGCAAUACCCCUAAAACAGAAAUAAAACACCCAUCUGGAGUGUGAGAACUUCACCAACAUGGCUACAGGAACGGAGAACUCAGGAUUUCUACUGAUACACACAGUACUGUAUUUAAGAUUUUUGUUACAUGUAAAAUACUGUAUUAUAGGUUUGCUGUAAUUGCACAGGUUUCUAAACUUAUAUUCAGUUUGUUUUAUAACUUGAAAAAAAAUUAGAUGUGAUUUCCCUUUGUCUCCAGUGGCUGUUUUUAUUUUAGUUUCUUUGUGUGAUUAUCUAAUUAUGGUAGAGUAAUCCUGCUCUGAUGGGAGGAAAAGAUUACCUGCACGAGUGAUCAUUUAGAUUUUAUUUCCAGUAGUGCAUUAGUUUUUAACACCUCGCGUAACUCCAGAUAACAAUAUGCUUUAAACACCAGUCAUGUUGUGCAUCAAGCUAAAACACAUCUUUUGUUUUUGAUCAUUUCCUGAUCUUUUACAUGCAUAGGUGCUAUUCCAUUGUAUCGUUUUCCCCCUUCACUUUUACUUUAGUGGUUUUGUAUUUUCUUUCUUUUCUUUUGAGGGUUUUCAGGUUAUAGUGGUUGUUGAGCUCAACUGUGAACUUCACAUUGCACAUAAUUGAAAAUAAAAACAUGAGAUUGGA
Nothobranchius furzeri (turquoise killifish) is the source of this 4360-nucleotide messenger RNA. It is a transcript of the gene kbtbd8, whose product is annotated as kelch repeat and BTB (POZ) domain containing 8. NCBI's taxonomy places the organism in Eukaryota, Metazoa, Chordata, Actinopteri, Cyprinodontiformes, Nothobranchiidae. The record is from RefSeq and is a predicted model, not a curated record. Gene Ontology annotation, molecular function: protein binding.